AUGAUUCCAUCCACCGUUACAUCCCACUCGGCUACCCUCAAUGUUCCACCCAAACCAAGCAUCCCACUUGCAGCUCAAGUUUCUAAGAAACUCUUAGCUCCCUCCGCACCCCGUCCUCAAACCACUCCCCAACUUGUGGAUGCACUUGUCGCUAGAAUUGUUGAUUACAUGCUCUUCAGCAAGGAUGAUCUGUUCGAAACUUCUGGGCGAGCGUUUCUUACGGAACGAGUCCGUUGGCAUGUGGAUCGUAACAUUCAGAUUCAGCUGGCCUUGCCUGCGUUUCCAUUCAAAAGCCCCAGCAAGGAUAAAGUCCUUGGUACUCUUCCUGAUAUGGCAGAAGAGAUCGUUCUCCGCAGAUUGGAAGACCUUUGCCGAUCGCUUGAAGAUCUAUAUCCACCUGGUGCACAGCUCCACAUCGUAUCGGACGGCAUUGUAUAUGGAGAACUCCUAAGGGUCCCAGAAACGACUGUCUAUCAAUAUAAUGCUGCGCUACGUUCGCUUGUCUCUUCUCUUGCUCUCACGCACAUCUCCUUCGUCCGUGUGCGCGAUCUACUUCAAGAGGGUUUCAAUGCAACUACAUAUUCUCGCCAUGACAUUCCCGAGGAGGAGUACGUCCUCUCUUCUCGCGCAACCCGCGAGGCUUUCCUCGCAACCGAAAUCGGCAGUUAUGACGUCCAGAAACAGAUUAGCAAUGAUGAAGGCGCGUUAAGGACCUAUCGAGGAUACUUAAAAUUUCUGAAGGCGGAUUUGAGUGGGGUUCAUUUGCAUUGCGAUAAGGCUGACUGCAAAAAGACCCUCUCUAAGCGAGGGCAGGAGUGUGCAAUCAGUGCCAUCGCUAAGGCAAUGAUGCGGAAUGGCGCCCUGUUUUCCGCUAUUGUUGCGAAGGCUUUCCCCGAUGCCGUUCGACUCAGCAUUCAUCCUCACCAAAAUGCUGGUCCUAAGUUCGCCCUCAAAGUUUUCCCGAAUGUUGAUCUCGUUUGCACUCCGUGGCACAAUGUUGUGGUCGAAAACGCAGAUGGCUCCAUCACUAUUGCGCAUCGGCACACAGUCGAUACUUCAAAGUGUGCUCUUAUCUACCGGCAUGGUCGCCCCUAUCAUUUCCGUGAGAUUGACGAUGACAUGGACUGGGGGAGUUCGAAUAUUUCUUUCGAAAAGCUGCAUCCAUUUGGGAUGAAGGUCAUUGCGACUGAAGUUGAUGGAAAGAAGUGGCGAUGGAAAGACGUCCCCAUGGCCAAAGUCAGGAGGCUUACAGGGAAGCAUUCACUUUUGAUAUUCAAGGGUUUUGAGGGCGUUGAUAAAACCGACUACACUGUGAAAGCGAGGGAGAUGGGGGAGAUAGCGCCCUGGGUUUUUGGCGAAGUUCUCGAAGUGAAGGAAAAUCCUAAUUUCGAUUUGAACAACGUUCUCACAUCGGAGGCGAUGCCAAUGCAUUUUGACGGCAUUUUCAAGACGAAGCGGCUUGCUGAUGGAACUGUUGUUCCGGAUCCUCCAACCUUCCAAAUGUUCCAAUGUCUCGAGGCACCCCUAUCAUACACUGGGGCCAAGGACUCACCCUUGGAUAUUGGUGGCCGCACCCUGUUCGCUAAUACGGCGAACAUCUUUGCCGAAUCACUUUCCCACUCACCAUAUGCAGCUGAUGUGAAGAGCCGUAUGUGGACCAUAUUUACGCCUCCCAAUAAGAAUUAUGGUGGAGACGAGAUCAAGGUGCCAUUGCUGCAGAAAAACCCCUUGACGGGUCAUCAGGUCUUGUCGUGGCAUGAACCAUGGCGAGUAUAUCUUAUUAGCGUCACUCUUCACCUCGCACUGGCGGCUGUGAACAUCAUUGGUGUAUCACCCGAGCGCUCCACGGAAAUUAGCAACCGUGUCACUGAGCUGUUAUAUGACCGCCGAUAUUGCUACGAGCAUACGUGGGAGCGAGGCGAUUUUCUAAUUGCUGACAAUGUUGAGCUGAUACACGCUCGCACUGCUUUCAAGCCUGGCAAGCGAGAGCUAUGGAGAAUCCAUGUUAAUUAA
Molecule: messenger RNA, 2013 nt
Organism: Cantharellus anzutake
Lineage: Eukaryota; Fungi; Basidiomycota; Agaricomycetes; Cantharellales; Hydnaceae
Product: Pyoverdine/dityrosine biosynthesis protein-domain-containing protein
Exons: 9
Coding region: 1-2013 (670 amino acids)
Molecular function (GO): oxidoreductase activity
Source: RefSeq, a predicted model, not a curated record